Molecule: messenger RNA, 555 nt
Organism: Ordospora colligata OC4
Lineage: Eukaryota; Fungi; Microsporidia; Ordosporidae
Product: N-acetyltransferase
Exons: 1
Coding region: 1-555 (184 amino acids)
Biological process (GO): N-terminal peptidyl-glutamic acid acetylation
Cellular component (GO): NatA complex
Molecular function (GO): protein N-terminal-serine acetyltransferase activity; protein-N-terminal-glutamate acetyltransferase activity
Source: RefSeq, a predicted model, not a curated record
AUGCAUUGCAUUCUGAGAACAUUCAAAAACAGCUUGGACAUAAAUACCAUGGACGAGGGUGUACAGAUUAUCUUCCGAGGAAUGCAGUUUGAUGAUCUACUUGAUGUACAAACACUGAAUAUUAGGAACUCAACAGAGAAUUUCAUGCUAAGUACAUUUUUAUCUACAUUGCAUGAAUCCCGCAAUACUUCAUUUGUUGCAGAGUCAUGUGGAUGCAUUAUAGCAUAUAUCGAGGCUGUUGCAUGUGAACAAGAAAUGGAAGGCCACAUAUACUCUUUAUGUGUGGAUCAAUGCUUUAGAGGAAUAGGCAUUGGUAAGAAGCUAAUAUCUCUUUAUUUGCAGGCAAUCAAGCAAGAGCUGUGCACUGGAAGCGGAUAUUGUGUGAAUAAUAAAGAAAGUACUUACAUAGAACGCAUAAAAGUAGAUCUUCAUGUCAGUGUUACAAACCUGAAUGCAAUCAACCUCUACAAAUUGUUUGGGUUUUUGAUUGAAGAGCAGGAAAUUCCGUACUAUGAGAACAAUGGACUGGCACACAGAAUGUGUUUAUGGAUAUAA